This is a messenger RNA of Prunus persica (peach), 369 nucleotides long. NCBI's taxonomy places the organism in Eukaryota, Viridiplantae, Streptophyta, Magnoliopsida, Rosales, Rosaceae. The record is from the annotation of a RefSeq genome assembly.
AUGAUUCAACCUCAAACCCAUUUAAAUGUAGCGGAUAACAGUGGAGCCCGAGAAUUGAUGUGUAUUCGAAUCAUAGGAGCUAGUAAUCGACGAUAUGCUCAUAUUGGUGACGUUAUUGUUGCUGUAAUCAAGGAAGCCGUACCAAAUACACCUCUAGAAAGAUCAGAAGUAAUCCGAGCUGUAAUUGUACGUACUUGUAAAGAACUCAAACGCGACAACGGUAUGAUAAUACGAUAUGAUGACAACGCUGCAGUUGUUAUUGAUCAAGAAGGAAAUCCUAAAGGAACCCGAAUUUUUGGCGCGAUCGCCCGGGAAUUAAGACAGUUAAAUUUCACUAAAAUAGUUUCAUUAGCACCCGAAGUAUUAUAA